Messenger RNA from Epithele typhae, 2010 nucleotides. Its product is annotated as catalase. The transcript has 14 exons. The record is from RefSeq and is a predicted model, not a curated record. Gene Ontology annotation, cellular component: cytosol. Lineage: Eukaryota; Fungi; Basidiomycota; Agaricomycetes; Polyporales; Epitheliaceae. Gene Ontology annotation, molecular function: heme binding; catalase activity. The coding region runs from base 1 to 2010 and encodes 669 amino acids. Gene Ontology annotation, biological process: hydrogen peroxide catabolic process; response to oxidative stress.
AUGUCAGCCGCAAUCGGAGCCGUCAAGGAAGCAUUUUCGUCCGUGACCGGAUACAAUGCAAAGAGUGCCGACCUGGCCAAGGCGACGGUGGACGUGAGCACGGCGCCGACGAAGGGUAUUACGACCGACACCGGCGUCUUCGUCCCCGACACAGACAACUGGCUGCGCGCGACCGACGGUGCGCGCCCAGGCGCGAGCCUCCUCGAGGACCAGGUGGGCCGCGAGAAGAUUAUGCGCUUCGACCACGAGCGGAUUCCCGAGCGCGUGGUCCAUGCUCGUGGGGCCGGCGCCCAUGGGUAUUUCAAGGUUUUCGACGAUAGGGCGGCCAAGUACACCCAUGCGCCCGUCCUAACCGACCCGUCGCGGGUCACGCCCACGUUCGUGCGCUUCAGCACCGUUCAGGGUUCGCGGGGUAGUGCGGACACCGUCCGCGACGGGCGCGGGUUCGCGGUCGAGUUUUACACCGAAGAAGGCAACUGGGACGUCGUCGGGAACGACAUCCCCGUCUUCUUCAUUCAAGAAGCUAUCAAGUUCCCAGACAUCAUUCACGCCGUGAAACCUGAGCCGCACAAAGAGGUCCCGACCGGGCACUGGUCGGCGCACAACACCUUUUGGGACUUCGUUGGCCUCCAACCCGAGUCCGCACAUAUAGUUAUGUGGUCUUAUCGAAUGAUGCAAGGCUUCGGGGUGAACACCUACACGCUGCUCAAUGCAAACAAGGAGCGGUUCUUUGUCAAGUUCCAUUUUAUCCCGGAGCUCGGAGUCCAUAGUCUAAUGUGGGACGAGGCUCUCAAGAUCGCUGGUCAAGAUCCAGGUGCGCGCACGUUUCACACAGCCCUCGCCGAUCUCGAGGAGGCGAUAACGAGCGGCGCGUAUGCGAAGUGGCAGUUUGGCAUCCAGGUGAUUCCAGAAGCGAAGGAGAACGACUUUGACUUCGACAUCCUGGACGCCACCAAACCCAUCGGCGAGCUCGUGCUCAACCGCACCGUCGACGAGUACUUCGCCGAGACGGAGCAGGUCGCGUUCUGCACCUCCCACGUCGUCCCUGGCAUCGGCUUCAGCGACGACCCGCUCCUCCAGGGCCGUAACUUCUCGUACUUCGACACCCAGCUGUCCCGCCUCGGGAUAAACUGGCAGGAGCUCCCCAUCAACCGCCCGGUGUGCCCUGUGAUGAACCACCACCGCGACGGUCAGCACCAGCAGAAGAUCACGAAGGGCCCUAAUUACUGGCCUAACAGCAAGGCAGCCGCGCCCCCAGUACCGGUGAAGGACGGAGGUUAUGCCGAAUUUCCGCAAAAGUACCAGGGUAUCAAGCAACGGGUCCGCAGCGCGAAGUUCCAGGAGCACUACAACCAGGCCCAGCUCUUCCACAACUCCCUCAGCCCCCCAGAGAAGGCGCACCUCGUCGCCGCCUUCUCCUUCGAGCUCUCCCACUGCGACGACCCGCAGGUGUACGACACGUGCUCGAGGCUGCUCACCACCGUCGACUUCGAGCUCGCCACGCAGGUCGCCCAGGCCGUCGGCGCGCCCUCCCGCCGCGUCGCGAUCCUCGUCGCCGACGGCUUCGACCGCGCGCACGUCGACGGCGUCCGCGCCGCGCUCACGGCCGGCUGGCGACCACGUGGGUCGUCGGGCCGCGCCGCGGGCGAGGACGGUUCGGGCGAGGGGUACCCCGCGGACCACCACUACGAGGGCCAGCGGAGCACACGGCGAACGGCCGCGUUCGGGCACUGCAAGCCGAUCGGGGCGUUGGGGGAGGGCGUUGGCUUCCUACGCGAUGCGGUGCAGCUCCCAGGCGUGAAUUUUGCGCCGGACUUACAGUCCGAAGCGGUCACGAACUCGUACGGUGUCGUCACCGCGGGGAAGUAUGGCCUCGGAUCUGUGGCAGCUGACCUACUCUCCAUCAAGCGUGGUGAGCAGGGCUUCUUGCUCAACUUCGCGUACGAGGUCAGCCAGCAUCGGUGCUUCGCUCGGGAGACGGACGGGCUUACUGCGAAGGUGGCAUACUGA